AUGGUGACUGUGGUGUUCAUGGUUCUUGUGGUGGUGUUUCCUCAUGUGGUGUGCAAAGCACACAAUGUUAUGUGUGCUGCGAAUGAUCUUGUUCAUGUUCCACAUGAGUGGCACCAGCCAGGUGAAAUUCUAAUUGGUGGGAUUGUGUCUUAUAUCUAUUAUCUUGUACCUGGCGUUGACUUCAAGAAACCCCCAUCUCAGGAGCAGAUUGAUGUUCCACUCGUGGUGACAAAAUUCUAUCAGCACAUCCUGGCUUUGGUGUUUGCCGUCCACGAAAUCAAUAAAAACCCCAAGCUUUUGCCAAAUAUCACUAUUGGAUUCCAUAUUUAUGACAGCUACUAUGAUGCGGGGAUAACAUAUCGUACAACGUUGGGCCUGCUCUUCCAGUCACGUAGGUUUGUCCCUAACUACAAAUGUGGCACACAGGGGAAUUUAAUGGGAGUCAUUGGUGGUCUGGAUUCUGAUACCUCUUCACACAUGUCAGACAUCUUAGGCCUGUACAAGAUUCCACAGCUUUCAUAUGGCUCAUUCCAACGAGUCGUGAAUGAGCAAACCGAUCUUCCUUCUUUUUACCGCAUGGUCCCUAAUGAGGAGCUUCAGUACCAAGGAAUUAUUCAUUUACUUCUGCAUUUUGGAUGGAAAUGGGUUGGAAUAAUGAUUUUGGAUGAUGACAAUGGAGAGCAUUUCUUGAAGACUUUGGAGCCCAUGUUUUCCCAGAGCGGGAUCUGUUCAGCUUUCACCAACAGAGCUCCAGAUGAAAUGCGUUUCCAGAACCUUGCUGAAAUGAAUGAUUACAUUUUGAAUAGCAUUAGAAGUUUCAGAAAAACCAAAGCAAAUGCAGUGCUUAUAUAUGGUAAAACAGCAAUUAUUAGAUGGUUGGCAGCCAUUCUGUGGUGGAAAAAGUUAUUGCCUUUAAGCGAUCUUCAAUAUACAGAAUAUAUGACUCCUGGAAAGGUAUGGAUUACAACAGCUCAAAUUGAUUUUGCAUUCUUUGUAUUGCAAAGAGCUUGGGAUGUUCAAAUGUUUCAUGGAGCAGUUUCAUUUACAGUUCACUCAAAUGAACAUAUUGGCUUCCAAAAUUUUAUUCAGUUUAUAAACCCUUCCAGUUCAACAGAAGAUGGCUUUAUCAAAGAUUUCUGGGAACAAGCAUUUGAUUGUUUAAUGCAAGAUGUUGAUGAAUCCUGUACCGGGGAGGAGAGAUUGGAGAGCCUUCCUGGACCUUUUUUCGAAAUGAGCAUGACAGGCCACAGCUACAGUAUCUAUAAUUCUGUCUAUGCUGUGGCACAUGCCUUACAUAGAAUUUCUACAUCUGAAUCCAAAGACAAAACACUGAAGAAUAAGGAUGGAAUAGAUCCCCUGAAUGUGGAACCUUGGCAGCUCCAUUCAUGGCUUCAGAGGAUCUCAUUCAACAACAGUGCUGCAGAUGAAAUCAUGUUUAACAAACAUGGAGAAUUAUCAUCUGGGUUCGAUAUUACAAGCUUGGCCACUUUCCCAAAUAACUCCUAUGCCAGAGUCAGAGUGGGAAGACUAGAUCCUCAAGACCUUAAAGGAGCUGUAUUAUCCAUUAAUGAAGACAGAAUUGAAUGGCACAGAGAUUUGACUCAGGUGCCUCCCUUCUCCUUAUGUAAUGAGAACUGCCUGCCUGGUUACAGCAGGAAAGUGAUCGAGGGGGAGAAAUUUUGCUGCUACAUUUGCGCUUCAUGUCCAGAAGGGAUGUUCUCAAACAAGAAAGACAUGGAUUAUUGUAUCAAUUGCCCAGGAGAUCACAUUCCAAACAAGGGACAAGAUAAAUGCAUCCCCAAGACACACAACUUCCUCACUUUUGACGAACCUUUAGGCAUUACUCUAGUUUCUUUGGCUGUUCUUUUUUCUCUGAUGACAGCUAUGGUACUUGGAAUCUUCAUUAAGCACAGGGACACUCCCAUCGUCAAAGCCAACAACCGGAGCCUCACCUACUUUCUUCUCAUUUCUCUCCUUCUUUGUUUCCUCUCUGCUUUGCUCUUCAUUGGAAAGCCUCAGAAGGGGACAUGCCUGCUCCGACAAACAGCUUUUGGAGUCAUCUUCUCCAUUGCUAUUUCUUCUGUUUUGGCCAAAACCAUUACAGUGAUUGUGGCUUUUAUGGCCUCCCAGCCAGGAAACAUUUUCCGGAAAUGGGUGGGGAAAAGAUUGGCAUAUUCUCUUGUCUUGGCUUGCUCUCUCCCUCAGUUUGUCAUUUGUGUUAUUUGGUUGUGUACCUUCCCCCCAUUCCCAGAUCUGGACAUGAACUCACUAACUGGAGAAAUCAUCGUGGAAUGUAAUGAAGGGUCACUUUUCAUGUUCUACUGUGUCCUGGGGUACAUGGGAAUUAUGGCAACCAUCAGCUUCACCAUGGCUUUCCUAGCGAGGAGGUUGCCAGACAGUUUCAAUGAAGCCAAGUUCAUCACCUUCAGCAUGUUGGUUUUUUGCAGUGUUUGGCUGUCCUUUGUGCCAACCUACUUGAGCACAAAAGGAAAAUACAUGGUGGCUGUUGAGAUCUUCUCCAUCUUGGCUUCUAGUGCUGGGUUACUAGGUUGCAUAUUUUCCCCCAAAUGUUAUAUUAUUAUAUUGAGGUCUGAAUUGAACAAAAGGGAACAGCUAAUAAGAAGAAAGCAAACAAAUCAAAUAGGUUCUAUCCAGAGCUAG
Molecule: messenger RNA, 2661 nt
Organism: Lacerta agilis (Sand lizard)
Lineage: Eukaryota; Metazoa; Chordata; Lepidosauria; Squamata; Lacertidae
Product: vomeronasal type-2 receptor 26-like
Exons: 6
Coding region: 1-2661 (886 amino acids)
Biological process (GO): G protein-coupled receptor signaling pathway
Cellular component (GO): membrane
Molecular function (GO): G protein-coupled receptor activity
Source: RefSeq, a predicted model, not a curated record